UUCAAUGCUUCGUGAAUUUUGUCCAUGCCAUCACCUGAAGAUCGCCUUAAGUCUCGUGCCAGGCUACACGUUUCCGCGACAUCAAGGAUCUUUUGACGAUCGACGAGCUUCGAAUACCCAUGCCACAAUAUGGAAAAUCUUCCAGCCUCAAUAUGUAGAGCCUGCCGACUCCGGCUGCUGAAGCCAUCAUCUCAAACACGAACAUUCAGUACAUCCUCCACUCGCAUGUACAUCCCUCCGGAGUCACCAGCUUUCGUCGAUGUCCCCGAGCCUCAUCAACCAAUCCGCGACCAGAAGCCGGUAGUCAAGGGCGUCCUUCCCGUCCCUCGAGAACUCUUCCCGGCCCGACGCCGCGACAAGCCUGGCAAAGAAUAUCUCGCCAAUGUCACGCGCGAUCCGCUACCCAAGAACGUCCCGCACCCAGACCAACUCACCGAGGUUGGCAAAUACAAGCAGCGGAUGGCUGAGAUGCGCAAGUCCCAUCUGCGCGAGGGCCUAAAGGAGCUGCACGUGCGCAAGACCACGAUCGACGCCCAGAUUGCGCACCGCAGCGAGACGAGACAGAAGGAGCACGCGAGACUGAAAUCCCAGCCACAGAGGGAAGAUGAGCGCCUGACCAACGUGUCGAUCCCGUCGGCGAUGCGGCCGCAAAAAGUUCGCGAGCUGUCCUCUGAGGAGGAGCUGGCGAUCUACAAUGCCCGCAAGGCGGCGCACGAUGCCCGUUUGGCGGCGAAACACGAAGAGCGUCUGGACAAGCUGCAUACACUUUACAUGAAUGCCAGGAACUUUAUCACAACUAGAGAACAGCUGACGGCAGCCAUCGAUGCUACUUUCACGUCGACAAGGAGCAUUUGGGACAGUGGCGUACCGGAUACCGUGGAGGAGAUGAUUAAGCGUGGAAGAGACAGGACGACAGACCAGGGCCGCGCUGGUGCGAGGUUCCCUGGAGAUGUUAAUGAAAGAGCACUUCGGGAUCAAGAGCGUAUGCAAAGAAUAGCGGAGAAGUUGAGCGGCGGAAAGAUCUGAGCAUGAUAAGAGAUAUCAUUAUCGAAAGAGGCAGAGUUGUACAAAUGCGCAGGCUGUGUGGAGGGAGUCUUGGUUGAUAUGACGCGGAGCAAUGCAUGGCCGGCACAUGUCAUUGUUGCGAUUGGGCGAGUGAAUACAUUGUAGUAUUUCUCGUCUACCUAGGUAUAUAUACCUAUUGCGCAGUUCGCGGUCCGAGGCAGUCGAUCUGUUUGAAUAGAGUCAAGUCCACUGUAAGAACUUUUCUCUCAUCAUGUGUACGUUGACCAUGUGACUUUCAGGAUCGCAGUUGUAUUCCUGUAGCUUGCUUCGGACGGCAUCAGGAGUAAUCCCGUGGUAGGUUGAACGCGGCGUUGCAACCUGGA
Molecule: messenger RNA, 1388 nt
Organism: Exophiala viscosa
Lineage: Eukaryota; Fungi; Ascomycota; Eurotiomycetes; Chaetothyriales; Herpotrichiellaceae
Exons: 1
Coding region: 130-1026 (298 amino acids)
Source: RefSeq, a predicted model, not a curated record